AUGGAGCCGAUGGUGCUGCUCAACGCCCUGGUCACCCGCCUGCUCUUCGUGCUGCACUCGCUCAUCGGGGUCUGGAGAGUGACCGCCGUGAAGAAGGAGCCCAAGUACUGGCUGCUGGCGCUGCUCAAUCUUCUCCUGUGCCUGGAGACAGGGCUCACCCUCAAGUUUAAGCAAGGCAGAGGCUACAAAUGGUUUUCACCAGCAAUAUUUUUAUAUCUGAUUUGCAUAGUACCAUCACUAUGGCUACUAGAAAUUCAUCAUGGGACUCAGUACUGUGGCAAUGAGCCUGGGGCUGUUCAGGUCAAUGUCAGCAAUCAAGACUUCAAUCAAUCCAGAGAGAGCAGUCAUGGAAGUGAGGGAACAGAUCACCACAUCAUUCAGACGGCUAAAGUCUUUGUCAAUCAGCUCUCCACAAUCUGUGAGACUGUAUGGACACUGGCUCUCCACCAGACUUUUCUACUGCUACUGGUAGUUGGGAGAUGGCUUCUCCCCAUUGGAGUUGAAAUCACCCGGGAUCAAUUGUCUCAGCUGCUUCUCAUGUUUGUGGGAACAGCAGCAGAUAUACUUGAAUUUGCUAGCGAGACCCUGGACAUUGAGGAUGUUCGGAAGAAUUACGCUCUCAUAAAUGCAAUUCUUGCUGUAUGGACCUGGAGUAUGUUACAGUUUCCACUUGAUCUUGCAGUACAGCAUAUUGGCUGCAAACCAAGCGCGUCGGCCAGGCGGAUCCCCAGCCUGCUGCUGUGCAGGUACAGUGCGGAACUGUGGAACAUCGGUGUCAGUCUUUUCAUACAGGAUGGCCCCUUCUUCAUUGUGCGUUCAAUUCUCAUGGGCCACUUCAGAAUAUUCAAUCAGAUGCUGGUGUUUUUUACAGCUAAGAAUAUCUUAGUUGUGACUCUGCAGUUGUACCGCCUGGCAGUGAUAACCUUAGACUUCCGUAGCACCGUUCUGCAGAAGAGCAGGAAAGGAGAAGUCUGUUGCUGCCCAUGUGAGCCUUAUGAAGCUCAUGCCCAUGCUACUGGUCGCCAAGAGAAUGAAAUGAAAGAGUUUGUUGCUGUUCCUCCAAAAGAGGAAUCCCAAGCUCCCUCAGAAGAUCACUGAGCAAUUACUGACUUGGAAGAGGUUGCAUUUCCCACUGCUUCUUCAGAAGGGCUGUGUCAGUUUCUGUGAUCAAAUACAUCUUGAGUACCUAAGUCAUCUUUUCCAUCAAGAGAACAUUAAUUUCUUCUAAACUGUAGGGGAACUUUUCUCAAGCAAAUUGUUAGCAAUGGGACCUUUUUAAAAUCCAUUUGUAUGGUGGGUUUUGACUAGUUCCAUAUUAUAUUAUUCACAGGGAUUUUGUAGCCAUAGUUUGUAGUAUCAAGAAAGGUUGGGAGCACUAACAAGAAUGGUUAUUCCCAUUGGUGGCAUUGUGCUGACCUAUGUGCUUGCACGAACUCAAGUGGAAGGACAAGCCUGUCCUUUAUAGGAAGCACAAAAGCAUUGAGCUCUACUAAAAUAGUAGGGCUAUGACUACAGUGUGAUGAACAAUAUAUUUGCCAUAUACAGAAGGAACUUCAGCAGCAACAACUGUGCAGGCAUGUUAGUGCUGUUACUGUGACAUGAGAACAUUGUUCAUUCCAGAAAUUUAAGGAAACCUUCAGAUGUUACCUCAUCUUUGGCUGGAUUCAGUUAAGAACUAUGCAACACCAUGAAACUACAUACAAAAGACUCUUGUGACCUGCCUGGUCUGAAUAACCUAAACCUUAACAAAAAGAAAAAUCAGCGCCCUAAUCGCUGGAAGCCAGCUGCAUUUGCUACAGGCAUUUUCUACAGAGUUGCUUGCCUUUCUAUUUCUACCAGUUAGAACAUACACACAACACACAUGGAGAAAACCUCACCAAAAUCUUUGUAAAUACUUUUUUCUUUGUGAUUUUACAGUUGAGACAGUUUUUUAAAUGUCUCCAUUUUGUAUGAUUUUUAUUAGUAGCCUGACCCAGACGCAGACACUCUCUAGAAAGAAGAUAGCACUGCUGCUGAAGGCAGUCUAAGGCAAAGGAUUUAGGCAUGCGCUUCAUGUUUCAUAAAGCACCACAAGGUCCCAUGAAAUAACCUGAGAGAUUGUCUGGUCUGAUGAGUGUCAAGAUCCAUUUUUAAGAAAUGGCUAAUAAUUAAUACUUUACUACUUUCACAUUUGGAGUGAACAACACGGGCCCCAAUUUCUCCCAAGAGCACACUUGAGAUCAGUGUAAGAUCAUUUGCUCGACUUAGCUUAGAGAAGCUGAAAGUAAGAUAAGUGAUUUUUGAAAGUCUGCCUAAAAAUUCUAUUUUCACAGAAAAUGGCAGGUGCUUUUACAGAUUCCUGCAUCCAUUCUGAAAGAGAGCAGAAAAUCAUAUAAAGUGACCUAAUUAAGGUAAUUUCACUAUUAAAGCACCAAAUUAAGCCUUGUUUUCUAAAGCCUUAGCUAUCUGAAAACCAGGGUCUGGUUUCAGGAAUGAAUGGAAGUGUUUCUGCCAUCAUUGCAGCAGUCAUAUACUUAUUUAUCCACAGUCUGAUAAACAAUGAUGCAUUUAUUCUUUGAAAAGCCCAAACACCAAAGAUGUGAACGUGCAUUUAUACUUGUGAGUUGUUACUGUUCUGUGCAGGAUAAGACCCUUCCAUUAUGAAGGAAGAAAAUGAACAGCCAUAAGGAAGUAUCACGUGCUUCAUAGCCCCGUCUACCCUUUAUAUAGUAGUAAUAUUGUGCAACACCUCCUUCUCUGCUUAUUUUCAGCCUUUUUCCAGCAGCAGUUUUAAAAAGCCAAUCCCCACUUGCCAUGGUGUUGUGAGGUAGACAUAUGGAAAAUGGAAUGCAGCUUCAUUUUGGAUUUUAAUUCAAGUCUAGAGGCAAAAAAAGUGACAGCUCUGAUGAUGAUCUGUGCUGUCUAAAACCUUUCACACUGGGAUGAAUUUAGAAUCACUUGGUAGAACCAUAAGACAGCUCUUCCUUGUGCAUGCAAGCCGGAACUACUCAUAUUCAUUUUGAGUUUACCACUUGCUGAUAUAGUAAUUAUCCUGUUAAAAGGAUCACUGCUAAUUAAUUUGGAGUGUACUGAGCUUGCUAGGACAUUAUUCUAAAUUCAUCAGCACAAAAAUUGCAAGGAUGUACUUUUUUAAAACUUGCUAUUUCAAAUCUUCCUUCAGCAACAAACUGCCUACUAGACUCAGCCUGCAGCAAAUGCAAGAUCCCCUGGGGUCAGCAGUACAGAGACUGGUUACAGCCGGAAUAUUUCACAGCAAACUCUAUUUCCUGGUCUUCAGGCUGUUCAAUUUUAAACAGCAGUAAAGCUUCUAAUCACAUUUAUGGUGCUAAGAACUCACUCCAGUGUUAGGUGUUUACAAGAUCCCAUCCUCGUUCACUCACAGACAAUAUAGGCCAGAUCCUCUUAGCGUUUACAAUAAAGUAGAUUUGGGCUUCCCUUUUUUUGUCCCCACUAUUGCAGUGAUGGCAAUCAGAUUGUUUAAAACCAAAAGAAAAUCCAGGCUAACAAAGCAGUAUUAUAAAUUCCCACUUGGGUACAGAAAGGAAUCACAUACACCAGGUAGCAGCAGGAGUGACAUGCAUCUCCCUCUACUCCACUGAGAAGCCUGGAAAUGGCAAUUAAAAAGUCUAGUUAACUUGUAUGUUUUGGGCAGAGCAGCCAACCCCAGUUGCAAGCCCUCCUCAGUUUCCUGUUUCAAAUGUUGGGAGCAGCACUGCAGCUCUGUGUUUUGCAGCAGGCUGCUGGAGGCAGCUGAAGCAGCAGCUGGCUGUGGGGAGCCCUGGUGCCACCCCAUUGCCUUCCAGGGCUCUGCACAAGGCAAGGGGUAGACUGGAUUCACCUGAAGAUCUGCCAGAAGCUGUGGUGUACCCAAAAAUGUCAUGCUUGCUCUGCAGGAAAAGCUGCAGUAAACCUUCAGAUGGGGAAAAUUCAAGCCUCCAAAAUGGAAGAACUUCAGAACAUUUAUCUUAACCGUUAUUUACUCAAGCCAGGAGACCACAUUAAUAAAUCUGUUCUGCAAACA
Molecule: messenger RNA, 4021 nt
Organism: Melospiza melodia melodia
Lineage: Eukaryota; Metazoa; Chordata; Aves; Passeriformes; Passerellidae
Gene: TMEM26
Product: transmembrane protein 26
Exons: 6
Coding region: 1-1098 (365 amino acids)
Source: RefSeq, a predicted model, not a curated record